Molecule: messenger RNA, 4610 nt
Organism: Dendrobium catenatum
Lineage: Eukaryota; Viridiplantae; Streptophyta; Magnoliopsida; Asparagales; Orchidaceae
Product: histone-lysine N-methyltransferase ATX4
Exons: 23
Coding region: 1114-4293 (1059 amino acids)
Biological process (GO): regulation of transcription by RNA polymerase II
Molecular function (GO): protein binding
Source: RefSeq, a predicted model, not a curated record
CGCUCUCGCGCGCGCUUCAUCAAGCGAAGGCUGCAAAGCACAUUGACCUUACAAAGGCCAAAAUACCGAUGCGCCUAAUACGCUUAGGCCAAAUGGUUAAACCCAAAAUUAAGGCUAACAAUUAAAUAAGUUUCUGUUACAAACCGCAAGCACCUUGGAUCUGGGUCAUCUUACUUAUACUGAGGCUAAAGGUCUCGUCUUUGGAGUCGUCUUCUCCCACGGCGAUGAGCAGCCCAUGCAUGGAACUUCGAAACCCUGCUUAUCACCAUUAAUCGAGCUUCAUCACGCGGCAAUAAAGCACUUCAAAGAUCUCAAGUGAACAACUAUGAAUCAAAUUGGAUUAAUUGACACACCAAAUCGAAGUAGGUAGCCAUACAUAGUUACGAGUCGAGGGAACAAAAUUAGUCAUUUAUCUUCGCCACCGCCAUUAAUUUACUCAGAUGAGUCCGCCAUUGCGAAUUUGCCGCACCCAUCUGAGCCCAAACGAUAAAUAAUAGAAAGAAAGGCUAAAUAAUAAUAAAAAGGAAAGGUUUUGAAGUGAAAAGGAAUUGCAUAUCCGAAGCUGCAAAAAAUUGGGCUUCCCUCCUCGAUUACGUUUUCCAUUUCCCGCCGGAUCGAUUAAAAAACCAUGGAAGGUGGAUCCGUUCACCGGUGACUUUGAGUUUGAGCCCAUCUCUAGCUCCGACUUGGGCGAAGCGGCAUAGCCCCUUGGACUCGCUUCGCUGCCCACGACACGUUAACGUUACUGUUCACCCCCAUCUUUCUUUCUUUCUCUCUCUGCGUUCUCUCUCUCUCUCUCUCUCUCUCUCUCUCUCUCUCUCUCGAUUUCCAGGCGGAACGCAGACGAAACUUCUCUCUCCUUGGAGGUCAAUAGGCUGAAAAGAAAAAAGAGAAAAAAGGGGGAAGCGGUGGCUCCGGCUCCAGGUGCAGGGGUCGCCUUCUAUGCGAUCCAAUCUGGCCCAAUUAUCCUCCGUGAGUUCUUUCGAUGCAAAUUAGGGUUUUUCUUGCUUCGUUUCGGUCCUUGGAAUUCGCUAUAUCUCUCUCUCCGUGAUCAAUAUCGCAGUUUGGAUCCUUGCCGGAAUUUAGGGUUGAUUUCUGGGUCACGGGAGCAAGAUGAUUAUCAAGCGAAGCCUGCAGGGGCAAAUGCCGAGCCUGAAGCGGUGCAAGGCGGAUUGCGGCGGCGAGGGCGAUGGAGAUGGGGCGGCCGUAAGCCGACGGAAAAAGCGGAGGGUUGAUAGCUUCUUUCCGCUCGAGAUUUUAGCCGAAAUCGGCAUUUCAGUGGGGCUGCCUUACCUGCCCGAAGAGUUCCGUCGGAGUUUCUGCAGAGAGGUGUCAUUCUUCCCCGGCGAGGCGGAGCUUGAGGCAGCGGAAGCCUUGCGGUUGGUUCCGAUUCCGGCGACGGCGCCGCCUGCUCCGUCAACGCCGAUUGUACGAACGUCCCGGGGACGGAUGCUGGUGCUCCCUUCCCGAUUCAAUGACUCAGUCCUCACUGACCCAUGUAAGAAAGAGAAACCCAAGUUCAAAGCACCGGAUUCUGAAUUAGAUACAGCAGCUAAACCGGCGGAGCGUAAAAAAGAGAACUUUGGUUAUAAAGGAAACGGUUUUAUAAACCCUGUGGAAGUAAACUCCCUUGCAUUGAUUAGGGAAGAGGAAUGCUAUAGGGCGUGCAGAAACUUCAGAGUGAGGAAGUAUUCGACAUCGCGAAGCACUCUCACAUCUCUCUAUGAAGCUUUUGUAUGUUUGGAGGAGCGUUUUCCGCCUCCAAUCGUUUGUGCUGAAGCUCCUACGGGCUUUUAUCCUGAACGAGCGACUGAGGAGCGUAGUUUGCCCGCAGACAGAGCUGAACGAAGGCAGGAUUAUUUUUUCCCAGAGGAUUUUCAUUUGGGGGAUGUACUUUGGGCGAAGUCGGGGAAGAAGUAUCCUGUUUGGCCUGCCAUUGUCAUCAAUCCAAUUCAACAAGCUCCUGCUAUGGUCCUCAAUUCCCGCAUUGCCGGAGCUCUUUGUGUGAUGUUUUUUGGGUUCUCUGGUGAAGAAAGGGAUUAUGGAUGGGUUAAACAAGGGAUGUUAUUUCCAUUCAUGGAAUAUUUAGAUAGGUUCCAAGGCCAGACACAACUUUACAGAAGCAGUCCCUCUGAAUUUCGCAUGGCUAUCGAUGAGGCAUUCUUAGCUGAGCAUGGCUUCCUAGGAGCUGAGGUUGAUGAAAUGAGUUCGGGUGGACAAAUGGAAAACAGCCAAUCCAUGCCCAGAGGGAUCCAAGAAGCUACCGAUUCAAACCAUGACUUGGAAUGCCAGUCACAGAUGCAGUCAGGAGACAAAUUGGGGCUUAGAUGUGAAAGUUGUGGAUUGACUUUUCCAUUAAAAAACACAAAGAAUAUGAAGCAGAUAUCAGAACAGUUGAUCUGCAGACACUGUGCAAAGCUAUUGAGGUCAAAACAAUACUGUGGCAUUUGCAAGAAGAUAUGGCGUCACUCAGAUAGUGGGAGUUGGGUUUGCUGUGAUGGAUGCCAAGUCUGGGUUCAUGCGGAAUGUGACAAAAUUUGUUGCAAUCUUAAGGAUAUUGAAAAUACUAACUACUAUUGUCCGGAGUGCAAGCCAAAAUUUAACUAUGAAUCAGCAAAUGCUCAUAAGAAGAUUUCGCAAGUCAGAUAUGAUAACAAUGGCCGGGUAGAGAUGAAACCUGGCCAGGUAGCUGUAAUUUGUUCAGGUGUGGAAGGGACAUACUUCCCAGAGCAGCACAUGGUAUCAUGCCAUUGUGGCCUUUGCAAGUCGCAGAAGAUAACAUUAACAGAAUGGGAGCGGCAUACUGGUUGCAAAACGAAAAACUGGAAGAGUAGCGUCAAGGUCAAAAGUAAAAUGCUAUCACUUGGAAAAUGGUUGGAUCAAUACAAUGCACUCUUUCCAAACAAUGCGAAGCGCCCAUCUCCAAAAGUGAGAAAACAGAAACUACUUGAUUUCUUACAAGAAUAUGAACCAAUAUAUGCUAAAUGGACAACAGAGCGAUGUGCAAUCUGCAGAUGGGUUGAGGAUUGGGACUACAAUAAAAUUAUUAUCUGUAAUAGGUGCCAAAUAGCUGUCCAUCAAGAAUGCUAUGGAGCAAGAAACAUUCGGGAUUUCACAUCUUGGGUUUGCAGAGCCUGCGAAACGCCUCAGUAUACACGGGAAUGUUGUCUUUGCCCUGUAAAAGGUGGUGCUCUUAAGCCAACAGAAAUUGAAGAACUCUGGGUUCAUGUAACGUGUGCCUGGUUUCAACCUGAAGUAUCUUUCUCAAGUGGUGAAAAGAUGGAGCCUGCUGUUGGUAUUUUGAAUGUCCCAUUGCAGUCUUUGGCAAAGACAUGUUCGAUAUGUAAGCAGAUGCAUGGUUCUUGUACACAGUGCUACAAAUGCUCUACUUAUUAUCAUGCUAUGUGUGCAUCCAGAGCAGGAUAUCAAAUGGAGUUGCACUGCUUGGAGAAAAAUAGGAAACAAGUAACCAAAAUGGUCUCAUACUGCUUGCAGCACAGGCCACCAAAUCCAGAUAAUGUAUUAAUCAUACACACUCCUCAUGGAGUCUUCUCAGCCAGAGGCUUGCUCCGAAAAAAAGACAAGAAAAAUGGUUCAAGGCUGAUUAGGAAAGAAAACAAUGAGGAUGCAACCAUUGUAAAUACUCUUAUUUCUGAAGCUUCUUCUGCUGCUAGGUGCCGGAUCUAUAAGAAGGUUGAUUAUAAGAGGAAGCAAAAAGAACCCAUCGCUCAUCGUCUUAUGGGACCUCGCCAUCAUCCCUUAAAUGAAAUUCAGAGAUUGAAUGCACCUAAGGAGGAGAGGGAUCCUAAUUCAUUUUCUUCAUUCAGAGAGCGUCUUUACUACUUACAGUCAACGGAAAAUAGCAGGGUCUGCUUUGGAAGAUCUGGAAUACAUGGAUGGGGUUUGCUUGCUCGCAGGAAUAUUCAAGAAGGAGAAAUGGUUCUCGAGUAUCGUGGUGAGCAAGUGAGGGGUAGUGUUGCUGAUCUGAGAGAGGCUCACUACCGAUUAGAAGGGAAGGAUUGCUACUUGUUCAAGAUAAGUGAAGAGGUUGUGGUUGAUGCUACAGAUAAAGGAAACCUAGCACGGUUAAUCAAUCACUCAUGCAUGCCCAACUGCUAUGCAAGGAUAAUGAGCGUGGGAAACGACGAGAGCAGGAUUGUUCUCAUUGCCAAGACUAAUGUUUCUGCAGGCGACGAGCUAACGUAUGAUUAUCUGUUUGAUCCCGAUGAAGCUGAAGAAUGCAAAGUUCCAUGCCUUUGCAAUUCUUCCAACUGCCGGAAGUUCAUGAAUUAGGCAGCUUUACAGACAGUUGAUUUUUUUCAUACACGGGUGCAAGUCUGCCCUCCUUCGACAUUGAGGCUUCUCCUUCCGACACAAAUUGAUGAGUUUAUUUUUUUAUUUUUCCAAUUUUUUUCAAUAAGUUUUUCACUUUCUUCCAAAGAAAAAGGCUUUUGGCAAACUUAUUGCAUUAGGAUAUAGGCACACAGAAAUGGUGCUUCUGCUGUAAAUAUGUUUCCUUGUCUUUGUAACCAGUUACGAUCAUUAAUCAAACUUCCACAUAUUAUCAUUUACUCAGAAGCUAGCCUUUGUUUCUGCUGUAAUUUUCUUUU